This is a messenger RNA of Calliphora vicina (urban bluebottle blowfly), 1912 nucleotides long. It is a transcript of the gene uno, whose product is annotated as univalents only. The transcript is spliced from 2 exons. The record is from RefSeq and is a predicted model, not a curated record. Bases 129 to 1436 code for a protein of 435 amino acids. NCBI's taxonomy places the organism in Eukaryota, Metazoa, Arthropoda, Insecta, Diptera, Calliphoridae.
ACAAUUUGAACCUUAAAUUUAAUUUCGUCCACGAUUUGUGUAUUAUUUUUGUGUAAUUUUAAAUCUAUAUAAAUUCUUAAGUAUUUUUACGUUUUGCUACUUCAAUCAAACAUAAAUCUACAUGUACAAUGGCAAUGAAAAAAGAAAAAAUCCCAAAACAAAAUUAUCGCAUCAAACUGCUGGCAGGAAAUAGUGUAAUUUUAUUGGAAGCUGACAAUUAUGAAUCAGAAAUUUUUAUGCCUCAAAUAGUAAAUGGUCGCAUAACAUUACUAAAUAUUAUACCUAAUCGGCGAUGCUGUCAAGUCUCCAAAACAAAUGUUAUGAAUUUUGCCAAAAAAGAGUCAAAUGAGCAAAAAACCUAUUUAAAGGAACAAAAUGUGAUGAAAUCUAGAAAAUUGGGCAGAAUGUCCUCGGAUGGGCAAUAUUCUGUAAUGUGUGCUCCUUUAGCCAACAGCACGCCGGCUAGUGUCAAACAGAGAAACAGUUGUGGUAGCAUGCCUGCACAACGAUUUGUGAGCCCGUCGCCUUAUGGAAAGUCAACAGAUUCCUACCUACCAACGCCAGAACCAGUGAGACGAGCUGUCGCCGCUAGUCCUACACUUUUGGAUAAAUCUCAGCAUAAUCUGCCACCAGGCAUUAAGGUAGCUCGAAUUUAUCACAACUCCAUGGAGGGAACACCCAAAAAAGUGGGACGCUUAGUAACAUCUGAUAGAAAUAUUAGUGGUAGGCACAGCUCCGCUAAUGUAUCCUUUUUAAGUGGCAGCUUUAGAUUACCAUGUUCUCCUGCCAUAUCUACAAAUAGUAACAAUAGAAGAUCCGCAAUCUCAACUCCAGCUGAUUCUAUUGCAAGAUGGCAAAAAGUUUUAACACCCGUGCGCACCUACACCAGAAAUUCCAAAAAACCCAUCAUGGUACGCCGGCCCGUAUCAGUAGGAAGUGCCAAAAAAGCCUUAAAAUCGUCUAAAGUAAUACCCACUUAUCUGGUAAAUCCCACACAAGGACCUAAUGUAACACAACAAAUUGAAAUGAGAAAACGUAAAUUAAUAAUUGACAAAAAAGUUGGCAUAUCACCGAAAUCAUUCAAAAGACAACAAAGAGAACCUGUGGAGUCAUAUAAAUCACCUGCAAACUUAUUGCAUCCACAUUCCUUAAGUUUACAAAUGCCCUGUCGAUUUGUGAAAUCGAUGGCUAUGAGUGCUUUCGAUUUAUUAACCAAUUCAAAUCGUCAUUGCCGCAUGACGGCUAAAUUAAAUCAACAAUUUCGUAAAGGCUGUGUGAAUAAGGCUUCCUCCACCUACAGUAAAUAUAAACUAUUGUGUUCAGUGCCGCAACUCCAGCAAGAUGAACAGAUUUUAGAGCUGAGUCGCAUCUCAUUGCAGUCGUCGGACUCACCACCAGAUACUUGUCAAAUCAAGAGAACCUCUAAUAAUAUUUAAUCGUCUCCCUGGAACACAUAGCGUGGCAUGAAUAGUAACAACAUUCGUACACUCCAAUAUUACUCAUCUUUUCUUGCAACGGAAACAGGCUUUAAAAGCUCUUUUAAAGGCUCGUAUAUUGUGAAUAACUUGUUCCUGAAAUUUGGAAAAUAGUUGAGAAAAUCUCCAGAAAAAAGGAACAUAUUAAAUAAAUACCAACCUGCAUUAAGUUAAAACACAUAGCAAUCAAAGCCAUGCCCAGUAGCAGAUAAACGGCACACAAAAUAAAGCUCACUUCUACUUUGUCUUUGUCAGCAGUUAUCUAAAAUAGUUGUUUAGUUAUAAUAUUAAUCAUUUCCUAAAUGAAAUAAAAAACAAAUACUAACCACACGAUCGCCCGGCACUAGAUCACCAAAACCAAUACUGCUUAAGGAUAUAAAACAGAAAUAACUGCCAUCCAAAUAUCCCCAAGAUUCCCAUUGGCCAAACAGCAGGGC